This is a messenger RNA of Acytostelium subglobosum LB1, 768 nucleotides long. RefSeq lists its product as hypothetical. Gene Ontology annotation, biological process: Golgi vesicle transport. Bases 1 to 768 code for a protein of 255 amino acids. NCBI's taxonomy places the organism in Eukaryota, Evosea, Eumycetozoa, Acytosteliales, Acytosteliaceae. Gene Ontology annotation, cellular component: membrane. The record is from RefSeq and is a predicted model, not a curated record. The transcript has 2 exons.
AUGCAAGAUCCAUACUACUAUGGUCAAUCAAAGAUCCAAUCAUCUAUAGUUGGACUAACAAGCUUGCAUGAGAGAUGGAGAAAGUUACUACAUGACACAAAUACUUUCAGGAAUGAGGAGUUUAGAUGGUGCCAACAGGAGCUAAAGAAAGUGCUCAAAGACAUUGACGAUGAUAUUAAGGACCUGUACGACUCGAUUAUAGUGGUCGAGAAGUUCCCCGAUCGCUUCAGACUGUCACAGGCAGAGAUAGAGACACGUAAACGCUUCAUUAGAGACUCAAAGGCGACGGUGGACGGCGUGGUCAACGACAUGACAUCGCCCGAGGUCGCGGGCAAGAUCGAGCAGGACAAGAGAGCAGAGCUGCUGUUCUCAGAGAAGAAGCAGAACAUGCAGCGCGAGUCAAAGUACAGCGGCAUCCAGCGUGCCGUCGAAGAGGAUAACAACGAGUUCCUGCGAGGCAACGUGCGCAUCCAGGAGGACAUGAUCCGCGAGCAGGACGCCGGUCUCGAGCAACUGGGUGAGCGUGUUGGAAUUCUAGGCGAGAUGGGCAAGACCAUGUCGAGCGAGCUCAAGUCACAAGGCUCCAUUCUCGACAGGCUGGGCGACAGAGCGGCCAACUCACAGAACGCUCUGGGCAGUGUGAUGCGACGUUUAGACCGACUGAUGGAGAACACUAGCAGUAAAGUACAGUGGAUAAUGAUUGGAAUUCUGGCAGUUAUAUUCGUCGUUUUGGUCAUCAUCACAUCACAACUAUUCAAGAAGAAGUAG